ACAAACGGAUUUGGACCAGAGAACGCACCAGGUAGAGCUGAUGGGUCGCAUCAGCCAUGCAAGACAGUGUUCGUACCUCUAGGUGAUGGACCGAAGGACAAGAGGGGCAACAAGGAUGCACCCGAGAUCGUACAGUCAUGGCGACAACCGCGAUAUGUUACACAUCGACGGUCACCUCGACCAGACAGCUUUAUUACGACAACAUUACGAGAACGGCUUGAGCAAGUCCCCGUUCACCACACGCGAGGUGUUCUCCUUCAUGCGUGCAUUAGGAAGUGACUCGCAUCUCGACAGGCUGGGCAACAUGUCCUCCUAUCUGGGGCCUGGAAAUUACAACAAGGACCAAACGAAUCUAUUCGAGGCCUUGCGAAGACUAAUGAAUCAGCCCUGGACGCCAUGGUGGAAGAGAAUCUGGACAGUGCAAGAGGUCACGAUGCCUAAAGACGUAUUGAUGGUCUGCGGCUCAGUCUCAGCGCCCUUGGGCAUGUUCGCAGAAGCAGCCUCGAUGUCCAUGCAACACAGCAGUACAUACUGCGCAAGGAUCGCUGCGUCAGUCCAACGUGAUUUGUGGAUGGUGCUCGUUGAUUUCAGCAGCCAGGUGCGCGACAUCCAGGACAUCCGCUCCGCCUAUGCGCGUCAAGAAGCCUGGUCCGCAUCAGACACCUACGGAAAUGUCCAGUUGAAAGAUAUGGCUUUACUACGCUUCUUGGAACGGUUCCGCAACCGAAAAGCAUCUGAUCCGCGCGACAAAGUGUAUGCCCUGCUCUCCCUCGCUAAGACGAUUGGAGGAGGACCGCACAUCGUCCCUGACUACACGCUGAGUGAUAGAGAAGUGUAUGCACAAGCGACGUUUGCGAUAAUGCGGGAGUCAAAGUCUCUUGCGGUCCUGAGUACCGACACAGGCAGGAAGUUCCGGCAGGACUUGCUAAGCUAGGUGCCCCAUUGGAGUGCGCCAGGUACACAAAGUAGCGAUAUCCGCGCUGAUGCGAUUCUUUCGUACCCCUUCCUAGGUCUGAAGCGGGCUUCCACCUUUCCAUUCCGGAUGAAGGCGGAUUCGGUGCUGCAAGUCUCUGCUUCGCCUAUAGACGUGGUAUCCCGGGUUGGGGAGGUCCUACUGGGCGACAGUACGCUCGUUACCCGCGAUACUAUCUCUAACUGGUUGGAUGUCUGUCUCAUCGCUUCGUCCACUGGCAUGUGGAAGCGGUUCUAGGAGCUCCUCUGCGCCGACAUAUUCUGCGAAGA
Paraphaeosphaeria sporulosa is the source of this 1242-nucleotide messenger RNA. RefSeq lists its product as uncharacterized. The record is from RefSeq and is a predicted model, not a curated record. Lineage: Eukaryota; Fungi; Ascomycota; Dothideomycetes; Pleosporales; Didymosphaeriaceae. The coding region runs from base 86 to 934 and encodes 282 amino acids. The transcript has a single exon.